AUGUUCGUUGCUACGCAGGAGUGGGGCGAAGGUUGCGACGGCGCGGGGAGCGGCGCCGGCGCCUCAAAGCGUCUCCGGGCAGCAUUCCUUUUGUUUUACCACGGGUCGUUUGUCGCCUGCGUGUUGCGCGGCCCGUUCACCGUCUCUGUCGCGCUCGGGGGCGCGCGGCCGGGUGCGAGAGGGAGCUGCGCGGGCGCCGACCGCCUGGGGAGCCGUCGGCCGCCCGCCGCGCGCCCCGCCCAGCUCAGCGCUAAUAAUCAGAUUAUGACAGCCGACCUAGACGCAUCUCUCCAUCGAGCGGCCGUGUCACUCUUCACCCACGAAAGAAAUUUUGACAUUGGCCCUCCUCUC
Molecule: messenger RNA, 351 nt
Organism: Iphiclides podalirius (scarce swallowtail)
Lineage: Eukaryota; Metazoa; Arthropoda; Insecta; Lepidoptera; Papilionidae
Source: the annotation of a GenBank genome assembly